Molecule: messenger RNA, 2788 nt
Organism: Morone saxatilis (striped sea-bass)
Lineage: Eukaryota; Metazoa; Chordata; Actinopteri; Moronidae
Gene: alg6
Product: ALG6 alpha-1,3-glucosyltransferase
Exons: 14
Coding region: 116-1633 (505 amino acids)
Biological process (GO): protein N-linked glycosylation
Cellular component (GO): endoplasmic reticulum membrane
Molecular function (GO): dolichyl pyrophosphate Man9GlcNAc2 alpha-1,3-glucosyltransferase activity
Source: RefSeq, a predicted model, not a curated record
UUGAAGGAUGACGUGUACAGGAAAUGUAAACAGAGUGUAAAAAGCGGCUCAAUGAACUGAUUUUUAUUUAUUUCAGUGUAUUUCUCCUCAAUUAGCUCAUUUUCCGUCCGAAGUCAUGCAAACGUGGAGUCUCGUCUCUAUCUGUGUGUUGCUCGGCGUUGUUGUGAGAUGGGGUGUUUCGUUAAAGUCAUAUUGCGGGGCGGGGAAACCUCCCAUGUUUGGCGAUUACGAAGCCCAGAGGCACUGGCAAGAAGUGACCUACAACCUCCCUGUCCAGGAAUGGUACUUUAACACAACUGAGAAUGACUUGAACUACUGGGGUCUUGAUUACCCUCCUCUGACUGCCUACCACAGCCUGAUCUGUGCAUACGUAGCCAAGAUGAUAAACCCUGAAUGGGUGGAGCUUCACAAAUCCAGAGGUUAUGAGAGUCCAGCGCACAAGUUAUUCAUGAGAGCUACAGUCCUGGUGGCAGAUUUGUUGAUUUACAUCCCCGCUGUGAUUUUAUACUGUUUAUACCUGACUGAUGGAUCCUCUAAAAAAAAGGUUUCCACUCUGUUCUGCUUCCUUCUAUACCCAGGGCUAAUCCUCAUUGACUACGGGCAUUUCCAGUACAAUGGAGUGAGUCUAGGCUUUGCCCUGUGGGGGGUUCUGGCUCUGGGUCUGGGCUGGGAUGUGUUGGGCUCCGUGGCCUUUUGUCUGGCUCUCAACUACAAACAGAUGGAGCUGUACCAUGCUCUGCCCUUCUUCUGCUACCUGCUGGGCAAGUGUAUCAAACUGGGCCCGAUGGGGCGAGGGUUUUUCCUCUUGGUGAGAAUUGCUUCAACUGUGUUGGUGACUUUUGCCCUCUGCUGGCUGCCCUUCCUGUCUGACCCCAGUCAGGCCUUGCAGGUGGUCAGGAGGAUCUUUCCCGUGGCUCGUGGUCUGUUUGAGGAUAAGGUGGCCAACACAUGGUGCAGCUUGAACAUCCUGAUAAAGAUCAGAUCCAUUCUGUCCAGUGACUCCCAGAUCUACCUCAGUACUGCCUGCACUCUUCUAGCAGUCCUACCUUCCUCAGUCAAACUUCUGAUGAAACCCACCUUCUGGCAGUUUAAACUGGCCUUGGCUAAUUCAGCUCUGGCGUUUUUCCUCUUUUCCUAUCAAGUCCACGAGAAGUCCAUCCUCUUGGCUGCCUUGCCUGUCUGCCUCCUGCUAAAUGACCUCCCCUUGGUAGCUAUUUGGUUCCUGCUGACCUCAACAUUCAGCAUGCUGCCUCUGUUUCUGAAGGACGGUCUGCUGGUGCCCUAUGUUGUGACCUCGCUGGCCUUCCUCUUCUUCAGCCUCUAUCUACUGUCUGCACUGGAGCACUGCUCAGAGGAAGAGCUGAGACUGGGAGCCUACCACAAGAUGCUGUUCUUUCUACCAAAACUGGACCUGGCCUGUAUUACAAGAUGGAAGUUCUCCAUUGGCGUUGCAGCCAUGGCUGGCCUGAGCGCCGUGAGUGUAGUUCUGGUUCCUCCACCACAUCUACCUGACUUGUUUCCUGUGUUGGUGUCUACUACAGCUUUCCUGCAAUUCUUGGGAACAUUUUUAUAUUUCAAUAUUGUCCAGUUCAGCGGGCCACCCAGCAGAAAGAGCCAGAAGAAGAGUAACUGAAUGGUGCCAAAGGCAGUGAAAUACAUGUGCCCUAAUUUUGCUACAGGAAAGCUGGUGUUACAUUGUAGGGCAUGUCUGCUCCUAAUGUGCGUGAAGGCUUUCACUCGUGCCAUUGUGUCCCCAGUGCAAAUAGCAUGAAUGUACAGCUGCAAUGAUUAUUAAUUGAUUAGCUGAGAAAAUUAACUAUUUUGAUAAGCAAUUAAUAUAAGUAAAAUUUAAAGCAAAUACGGCAAACAUUGGAUGGUUCCAGCUUCUCAGAUAUAAUUUUCUGCUUGUCCUCGUUUUCCAUUACAGCAAAUUGAAUAACUUUGGGUUUUAAAUGGUUGCUCGGACAAAACGAGAGAUUUGAUGUUAUCACCUUGGGCUUCGGUUUUCUGAACUUUCAAAGACGAAGUACCUGUAAUGGAGAAGUUAACUGGCAGAUUAAUCAAUAAUGAAAAUAAUUAGUUGCAGCCCUACACAAAUGCUUAUUAAGACAUACUGUGGGCUGAAAAAUCAUUAUACUAUAAAAUGGAAACUCAGAUGAGCUCUGACAUCAAAUGAAAUUAAAGGGUAGUGAUAUUUUCUAGUUUGGACCAAGUAAAUUCAGGAAAAUCUGUUGUUUCUGUACAUUUUCCCAAACUACAUAAUUCCUUAAUGUGAAAAAUACCUCUUCUCUUGAAUUAUGUUUUGCUUGGACCAAUGAUACUUUACUCUUAAAACCACAUUAUUGCUACCUAAUCUCAAGUACAACUAGGUAAGCAGUGUGCAGCCUACGCACUUGACUUUAGAUAGCUCUGUGCCGGUAUGCUCAAGCUGCAGGAGGUGGCCACAAUAAUAGGAACACCUGUUUUAAUGUUCGGUUAUUGUUUAGACCGUUGGGGGAGGUAUUGAUUUAAUUGUGUGGUAACGUUUAAAGCUAUAGGUGGUGGUGGUGGUGGCCUUAAGGAUGUUGUGAGGUGUUCCUGUUGUUUUAUCCACCCUCAGUACCCCUUCUAGGGAUUGUGAUUAAAAUGCAUACCUGAUGCGACUGGACUCAGGUGUAGCAGUAAAGGUUGUCAUUAUCUAUUCAUCUGAGGGGUUGUUUUUUUUCACGGUUUUCUACUGUAUAUUUUUAUCCAUUCUUGAAGUUAUUUUGUACAAACUUAGUUUUUGUGAAAAUAAAUAAAAAUUUCU